Molecule: messenger RNA, 2739 nt
Organism: Macrosteles quadrilineatus (aster leafhopper)
Lineage: Eukaryota; Metazoa; Arthropoda; Insecta; Hemiptera; Cicadellidae
Product: cytosolic carboxypeptidase-like protein 5
Exons: 13
Coding region: 290-2422 (710 amino acids)
Biological process (GO): protein deglutamylation; proteolysis
Molecular function (GO): zinc ion binding; metallocarboxypeptidase activity
Source: RefSeq, a predicted model, not a curated record
UUGUCUCAAAUCAUAUGGUACAUAAUCAAUUUUUUAUUUACAAUUUUACACCACAGAAGAUGAUUGGAGGGAUAGUGUUAAGUUGUAAAAUAAAUAAAUAGACAAAACCUUAAAUAAUAAUCGUCUGCUAACCGUCUAUUCUCUGCUCUAGCACAUCAACAAAGCAAGAAUAAUUAAUUUUGGAUUGAGAACGAAUUGACUAGCGCUCCACUACACAAGUACAAGUAUGACAUUUUUCAAGUCAACGUAACAUCUUACAGAGCUACUCUCUUUGAAACUAUUAUUGACAAUGGAUAUUCAAUGUGCAGGAUUUACUUUCAUUUCAAAUUUUGAUUCGGGCAAUUUGGCUCGAGUUGAAGAAGUCACAAAACCCUCUUCUGACAAAGGUGGAAAUGAUGUUGGCGCACCUGACUUUGAAUUUAACAUUUGGACUCAGCCGGACUGCGCUGGCACGGAGUUUGAAAAUGAGAGCAGAACGUGGUUUCACUUUGGUAUAAAAGGUGGUACUCCCUUUGCACUUGUCAAGUUAAACAUGGUAAAUUUAAACCGGCAAAGUAAGAUGUACAGCCAGGGUAUGGCCCCAGUGUUCAGGAUAUCUCCGGGCAGAUCUAGCUGGGAGAGGAUACGAGACAAACCCACAUUCAAUACGGAAGACAAUGUGUUCACCAUGAGUUUCAAGUAUAGAACGUUGGAAAAUCUACGUUCGAUCACUUACUUUGCAUUUACAUACCCGUACUCUUACUCAGAACUUCAGACCAGCCUGAGUUUGAUUGACAGCAAACUACUCAGCAAUAACAAACCUCAGCCGAGACCUGACGACAUUUACUACCAUCGUGAGCCAGUGUGUUACUCGCUGGAAGGCCGCAGAGUGGAGUUGCUGACAAUCUCCUCUUAUCACAACAUCUCAGCCGAGAGGGAGCCUCGUCUGGCCAACCUCUUCCCUGACACUGAUGUGCCGAGGCCUUUCCAAUUCACCAACAAAAAAGUGGUAUUCCUGAGUGCCAGAGUACACCCUGGAGAAACUCCCUCCAGUUUUGUACUGAAUGGAGUAUUGACCAUGUUAUUGAACAAGGACGACGUAAGUGCCCAAGCCCUGCGGCGACUCUACGUGUUCAAGCUCAUCCCCAUGUUGAACCCCGACGGUGUGGCGAGAGGGCACUACCGGACUGACACUAGGGGUGUGAAUCUCAACAGGGUAUACAACAACCCCUCACCCACUCUACAUCCGUCUAUUUACGCAGCCAGGAGCCUGAUCAGAUACCACCACUAUGGCGAGGAGGUUCCUGAGACUGAUGAUCUCAUCUCCAACAGAGUCUCCGGCUUGUCUCUAGAACUGUCCAACAACUUGCCAGACACUCGCGAGAACCUAUCAUCAGUUAGCUCCAAUUCAGAAAGCAUUGAUGAACACGAUGAUGUAAAGGAGAAUUCAGCGAUCAUGUCCAAGUUGUCACCCAUCUCUUCUCCUGGAGGCCCCAGCAAGGAAGGAUCGGAACAUUUCCAAUCUGGGUUGUUCCUGUAUGUUGACUUUCACGGACACGCUUCCAAGAAAGGCAUAUUCAUCUAUGGGAACCACUUCUCAAACCCGACAGACAAUGUGGAGUGUAUGUUGCUACCCAAGUUGAUGUCUCUCAAUUCACACCACUUCCAUUGGACCUCAUGCAACUUUUCUGAAAGGAUUAUGUAUUUAAGGGACAGACACGGAGGUCUCAGUAGGGAAGGGUGUGGCCGUGUGGCUGUACUGAAGGCUACAGGACUUGUACGUAGCUACACACUAGAGUGUAACUACAACACUGGUCAGAUGGUCAAUAUCCUACCUCCCACACAGCGAGACGCUCACGACCGCAGGAACAAUAACCUCCUGGUGCCUCCCAAGUACAGUCCGUCUGUCUUUGAAGAGGUUGGGAAAGGCCUGUGCUACUCAAUACUGGACCUUACUGGGGCAAACCCUAACUCCAGACUGUGUAAUUCAGAGUUCCGAUCUCUUUGUGGAGUCCGAGAUUGGCUCCGCAAGUAUGUUAUGGUGACUGAAUCAACCUUGCAGCCCAAACCUCUGAACCAGGUGCGAUUUGGUAUCCGACUGACUCCUCUGGUGGAUGUAAAACCAAAACCGAGCCCUGCGAGAAACGUUCCUGUGGUGCUGCAAGUGCGGACUAAGUGUGCGGCCAUCUUAGCCCUGGCAAGCACCAGCACGUCCAAACCUGCACAGGUGUUGCGCAGGAACAAAGCGGGCGCAGACGAUGUCAACAAGAAGACCAAGAGACUCAAAGUCUCCGACGAGAACCGAGGAAAGUGGAAAGUGUCGAGAUCUGACGAAGUGUUGGUGCCGUGGAGAUCAGGCAGUAGGUUGGAGAAAAAGUCCGGAGGGGACCUGAGUCGACGGUUUAGCACCACGGACCGCAGGAAAAAACCAAAACCCAAGUGAAACAUGCUUUGUAUUUUUAUUACAAAUUAUAGUGAGCAUUUUAAAAACUAUGAGAUAACUGCCAUUAAUAUUUUCAGUGUUCAAAAAUUUUUAUGUAAAUAAUCAUGAGUAUUAAAAGAGUUUAUGUAUUUUGUUAUUGUAAUUUACACAAAAAAGGUUUAUAUGAGUUGAUCAGUUUGCUUAUUGUUAAGACCACACCGAGUUGUAUAUUGAUGGGUUAUUACUUAUUAUAUUGUUUAUUUACAUUAUUGUAAAUUUAUUGUGAUGUUUAUUUAUUAAUUGACUUUUAGAAAUAAAGUAAUAAAGGACCAAAUUGA